GGAUUACCAAGAAAUAUUUAAAAGCAAUAUCUAUGCAACAUUGCCUACUAUCGCCUAGCGUUCCACGUGCCUUGACGGUCUGUUUUGAGUACUUGGCUAAAAACGUAGCAGAACACUCGAGAAGCGCCUUUUGAGCGACUUUGUGUUCGGCGUGGAAUUUAUGUUUGAGAACAUGCUUGACCUUCGAACGUUUGCGGGUGAAGUGGGUACGCAGUCUUAAGGCUGGUGCAGCAUGAAUCUCCGCCCUCCUGCUUACCUACAUUCAUUACUUCGACAUUCUUAGAUCACAAGCAGAACCUAAGAUCAGUUUGUUGAUGCUGAUGGGUAUUUCCCUGUGUCUACUUACUUCGGACACGGAGGAGUCUUCAGUUCCGACUUUAGCUCUAAGAAUCGUCGCGCCCAUUGCAACCACCCUCCAAGGCUGGAGGGAAAUUGCUGGUGCCACCCCAACAUGCAGGCGUCGCGGCUCCGAGUUCACAUUCCUCAUCGAUUUCAUCCGGAGGUGGUGACGUUUUGAGUCCGGAAAGCCGAGAUUACAUCGCGAAGCGUAAGCUACAGGCUCUCUUCCGCGAGUUGAUUGACAGCACUUCCACGUUCUCUGGUCACAGUGCUGGGAGAACUGAAGCUGCUCGUGGUAGCUACCUAGAAGACGGACAUGGGCAAGGUGUCGGAAAUGGGCCACCACGGAAUGAGACGGAACUUCGCGUGCACUUGAUGAAAUUUCUGGCGCGCAGACAAUCGAAAGCAGAGCUUGAGGCCAUGGGCGUUACGUUUGCGCCAGUGAACAUCGAUAAAGACACGAAUGUGAGACAUGGUAUAGCUGGCCAUGAUGAAUGGAAUUUCAUUGAUUUGUAAUCACAAUGAUCUCCUGUGGUCUGAUGAUGAACUGAAUGGUUCCGGUAUUUGGUAACCUGAGUUUGAUCCUAAGGGAAAACAAGAAGAGAACCCUUAGGAUCAAAUUCAGGUUACCAAAUACCAGAACCAUACAUGAACAAUUUUAGCUUUUCUGUCGUUGCAGUCAUUAGUUCGUUGUCCGCGUAAUAUUUGUAACGGUCUCCUUGUUCUUGAUCGUGUGUAUGUCAUUACUUUCAGCUUGUUUCGAUCCUUCGAUGGUGAAUCGCGCCGCGCGAGGACUGAACGUGUUCGAUGAAGGCGAGCGGGUACGCGAACAAAUUGAAAUGUCUGCCGAGGAAGCGGAUGCUUGGUUUAUUAAUGUCUUUGACGGCCUAGCCAACGAAGACGGUCUAGCUAGUCGGCGGGCGCUGCGCUUGGCUUUUUAUCGGGUCUCCGGUCGAGCACCCCCGAAGGAGACUGAAGAGACGGAAAAGCAGGUGGAAGUUCCUGUAGCGACCGAAAGUAACAGGAAUAGUGAAAGUGCGGUUUUGAUAUCAGGCACCCCUACUCCCGUAGGACCUAGUGCGAGUACCAAACUCAAGGAACGAGAUGGGAUCGCGACGAGUCUAGCACAAGAAUCACAGGACGAUCCUGUUGUUGAUGAUCUCAUUUCUUUCCCAGAGUUCCUGACGAUGAUAUUCGAGCUUGAGAGAAAGGAACGAGAGGAGCAACUGCAGCUACAGCAGCACGCAGCGGCUCGUACAUCCAAUGCGGCGACUACUUCCAGUUGAAAUGUUUCAAGAGUUUACCGAUUCCACCUGUCGACAACACAGACAUGCUAACAACAAGUAGUGCAGUGGCAGUGCAAUACUGACGCGAGGAAAAGCAUUAGCAAGUUCAAGUCUUGAUGAUGUAUUUUGAGAUUGUCUUUUUUAGUACCUCCAACUCCAACAAGAUCACUCGGACAAGCAGGACAAUCCGGAUCUAGAAGUAGAUCCUGUAGAAUUCGAGCCUGCUAAUGCAAUUGCAAACAACGUCGACUUGUUAUAUAGAGACCAAGAACCAACCACGGCAGUAC
This is a messenger RNA of Amoebophrya sp. A25, 1912 nucleotides long. The record is from the annotation of a GenBank genome assembly. NCBI's taxonomy places the organism in Eukaryota, Dinophyceae, Syndiniales, Amoebophryaceae.